Molecule: messenger RNA, 1113 nt
Organism: Elaeis guineensis (African oil palm)
Lineage: Eukaryota; Viridiplantae; Streptophyta; Magnoliopsida; Arecales; Arecaceae
Source: RefSeq, a predicted model, not a curated record
AUGAGGGAGCCCAACAUUCCGUCGGUGGUAGCUCCCGAUGCUGAGCUGGUCAUAGCGUUGUCGGCUCCGACAAUACUUCCUUCUGUCGAAGUACCAUCGGUUGGAGUAGAGACAACAAGAGAUGAAGAUGCCACGGCCGUCAUGACAGUUGUAGCAGCCAAGACAACAUCGAUUCCGGUUCCAUCAGCGGGGGUUCAAGCCGAAUUUGCAGUCGCGGCCGAACUAGAAUCGUCUGCUGCCAUGCAGACCAUUCCUCAAGUGCCUCUGGCUGGGCCGACACGAUCUCGGGCACAGUCAAACUCCGACUUUAUGAUGGUUUCGAGCGAACGACCGCCAACUAGAAAGCGGGGAAAGGCGCCGGCCUUCUCUGCCGAGGAUGGAUCAUCGACGGGUCUCCCUACCCUCUUCGACAUCCAGAUUCUAGUCGGUGAGUCAGUUUCGGCCACUCCGAUGCUGGCCAAGCGGUUCACCGAGACUGCUCUUCUCCCGACUGACAGGGAGAAUAAGAAAGAUCGGACUAUGUUCGAGAUAUUUUCUUCCUUCUAUCCGACGAUCCUCAAAGGAAUAGACCCCACGUCCACCGCCAACCUCUUCUCAGAAGCAGUGUGCAUCGGCGAGAAGAUCAUCAACGGCGAUGAGUGUUUCAUCCUGAAGCUAGAAGCGAAUCCUGCAACCCUGAGGGCACGGAGCUCCGCCACCUUCGAAAUCAUCCACCACACCAUCUGGGGCUACUUCAGCCGGCGCAUAGGCCUCCUCAUCCACCUUGAGGACUCCCACCUCCUCUGCGUGAAGUCCGGUCGCUGCGGGGAGAGCAUCUUCUGGGAGACCGGCAUGGAGUCGGUGACCAAGGACUAUUGCUACAUCAACGCCAUCAACAUCGUCCAUGCUGGCGAGACUCACGUCACGCCGUUCCGCUAUGCAUGGGUUGCGCUCACUGAACCACAAGAGAAAGAUGGUGGAGAUUGGAGCAUGCAGGAAGUGGACUUCAACACAUGGGGAUGGGGGCUGUCCACGGAGGUCCUCCUACCGCCGGCAGACUUCAAGAGGGAGGAAGUAGGUAGAGUCCUACCGCCGGCAGACCUCAAGAGGGAGGAAGUAGGUAGGACUCUGUAA